AUGACGUCUAAGGCGACUGACUCUGCAGAUGGGAAGAACCCUGUGCAAUUCGGAUUGCCGUCUUCAGCCGAAGCCCUGCAUCCCCAAAAUGUAGACCAGACGCCCGCCGGACAGGAUUCUGAGUCUGGAAACACCGAUGCCAAAUCCAAGCAGCAACCUGCACAGGUGCGCUUCUCUUCAGUGAAUGAAGAGUUUGAGCCACCGGAGCUGCCUCCCUCUGGUAAAGCUCCGACCAGCGAUCCGAAGCAAGAAGAUGAUCUCCGUUCGCUCGCGGCAACCCUUCAAAAGUCUCAGCUACAAGAGUCGAGAAUGUUUAACAUCUCGUACGAUCCGGUUUCUCUUCCAUCAUCACGGGUCGCAUCUCGAGAGUCGAGCGAUCGCAGUGCACGAGAGAACGGCUCCGAGUUACCGUCAACUCAUACUUCUCCUCCAGCAUCAGCGAUGCAAUCACCCCCUCUUACGCCAGCUGCGACUCAUUCGCAUGAAGCUACCGCACAGACAGGACCUGCGCAAACAACAGCAAAGCAAGCCCCUCCUCCUUCCCAACCCUCGGAAAUCACCCCCUCUGCCUCUCCCCCAACAAGCGCGCAAUCUAAAAGUGCAAUCGCUCAAAGCGCUCCCAGCUCACGUCCAUCGUCAACGGAUCAACUAUCGAGACACAACGACGUCGCACAAACAUCCUCACAUCCUCUCAAUGGAACGAAACAUCAAGCGCAAUUUUUCGUUGGCCCGGAGGGAGGCACGCGGGAUGAAAGUCCGCCAAUGACUCCCGGUGUCAACGUAGAGAGCUACACCCCACCCGGUGCCAUCACACCAAUUGGCGAGCCGAAUGACCCGUAUGCACGCAGCAAACGGCCGCCACAGUCGAAGAAUCUCACUCAACUUGAUCCACGAUUCAUAUUCACUGGCCGUGAUUUGAAACGCAGGGGUCACCGUGCGACAUCUCAUCCUCGUCCUUCGAGCGCGCGCUCCUCAAGUGCAUCGGAUCUCAAAGGAGGCGAUAAACGAGCGGGUAUAUUCGGCGGGAAAAAGGACGUACGACAGGGAGAAGCAGAAACCAAGCCGCAUGGUCAUAUGUCGGAGCUAAAGCGGUUCUUUAAAAUGGGUCACAAGCAUAAGCGUGGGGAAUCGCCCACCUCAAAGAAGUCCAGCCGUUCGUCUGGAAAGAACACUCCUUAUCAAAUGGCACCCGACAAUGUUCCAUUUGCGGAUGACCAUGGGCUCAACUCCAAAUACGGAAAACUUGGGAAGGUUCUUGGCUCAGGCGCUGGUGGUUCCGUCCGGUUACUUAAGCGUAACAGUGACGGCGUGACAUUCGCCGUAAAGCAAUUCAGAGAGCGUCAUUCCUGGGAAACUCUGAAAGAAUAUUCCAAGAAGGUGACCGCCGAAUUCUGUAUUGGAUCGACUCUCCACCAUGGUAAUAUCAUAGAGACACUUGAUAUAAUCCAGGAGGGAAACCAUUGGUACGAGGUUAUGGAGUAUGCGCCGUUUGAUCUAUUUGCCAUUGUCAUGACAGGCAAAAUGUCCAAAGACGAAGUGGCUUGUUCUUUCAAACAGAUCUUGAGCGGCGUGGCAUACCUACAUGGAAUGGGCCUAGCUCACCGAGAUCUGAAACUGGAUAACGUUGUCGUCAACGAGCAUGGAAUUAUGAAACUCAUUGACUUUGGAAGCGCUGUGGUCUUUCGAUAUCCCUUUGAGAAUGACAUUGUGAACGCGUCGGGAAUCGUCGGAUCCGACCCAUAUCUGGCGCCAGAGGUUUAUGAUGAGAAGAAAUACGACCCUCGCCCAACAGACGUCUGGUCUCUAGCCAUCAUUUUUUGCUGCAUGAGCCUACGCCGGUUCCCUUGGAAGCAACCCCGAGUCAGCGAUAACUCUUAUAGACUUUUUGUUUCGACGCCUACACCUGGGACUCCUGUUCCCGAUGCUGAUCCAAAGCGGCACCGGCCUGUGAGAUCGGCGCCGAAUCUCACAAUUGCCCCCAAUGAGGAUAAAGGUGCACAGUUUGCAUCGAGUAUUAGUGAAGAACCUUCGAAAAUAAUGGCGACGCCCCCACGGUCCCCCGUUAAACCGCCGGCGUCUCCUGUUAAACCAUCGGCAGCCAGCCAGGAGGAAAAUCGCCCACCAGAGAACCCACAGGAGAAGACAGACGGCAACAAUGGCUCCGACAACAAGACUAGUGGCCAAAACAAACCCACUCGAACUACAAGCAAAGAGGCACCCCCGCUUCCAUCUGGCUCAACACAAUCGAGUGGGCAACGUCAGGAAGUGAUCAAGGGCCCUUGGAGACUGCUGCGGCUUCUUCCUCGUGAAAGCCGCUACAUCAUCGGCCGCAUGCUCAAAGUGAGCGUGAAAGACCGAGCCGACCUCGAUGAUGUAUUGACAGAUGAGUGGGUGCGGAAUAUCAAAGCAUGCCAGCAGGAGGUGACAGGGGAGUUGAUUAAGGCGUCGGGUCAUACGCAUGUCCUCGAGCCGCCUUCCCCGACAUCCGGCGCUGUUGCGGGUCUCACCGUCGAUUGCUCCCUUUACCCGCUUGACACCAUCAAGACCCGUCUUCAAAAAGCCAGGCACCAUGCGCCCGCAGCCCCGGCUCCAAGCGUCUCUCUCCGACAGACAAUCCGCGGUAUCUACGCAGGCCUUCCCUCUGUUCUGUUCGGUUCAGCUCCCUCCGCCGCAUCCUUCUUCAUCGUCUACGAUGGCGUCAAGCGCACCCUCCUUUCCUCAGCGAACCCCGAGUCACAAUCUCGCAGCCACAUAAUUCUUACACAAUCGCUCGCCUCUUCAAUGGGUGAGAUCGCAGCUUGCGCAGUCAGAGUUCCGACGGAAGUCGUCAAGCAAAGAGCCCAGGCCGGCCUCUUCGGCGGCUCCAGUCGGCAUGCGUUAACGGAUAUCUUGUCCCUACGGCACCCGGACCCCAAGACCGGCGCGAAGAGGGGAUACGGUCAGGUUAUUCGGGAGCUGUAUCGUGGAGCCGGUAUCACGAUUGCGCGUGAGAUCCCGUUUACGGUCUUGCAGUUCACGAUGUGGGAGGCUAUGAAGGAGACAUAUGCCAAGCGCCGGCAAUUGGAGGCUGGAUUGGCUACGGCGGGUGGCGCACAGGUGCCUGCAUCGACAAGUGCGGUUUUUGGUAGUAUUGCGGGUGCGAUUUCGGCGGGGUUGACGACGCCGUUGGAUGUUAUUAAGACCCGGGUUAUGCUCGCUCGGCGGGGGGAUGGUUCGGAAGGGAAUCCAAGAGUAAGAAUUAAGGAUGUAGUGCAAGAAAUUUCCAAGGAAGGGUUUGGAGCUUUUUGGAGAGGUGUUCAGCCGCGAGUUGCGUGGAUUGGCAUUGGGGGUGCGAUCUUCUUGGGUAGCUACCAGUGGGCAUGGAAUACUUUGGAAGGAAAGCUGCGAUCGUCCUGUCACUGCCUCCGCAUCGCCCGUCCCCUCCGCACUUUCACCUGCUUCACCCGCACGCCUGUCGCCGUUGUCGCCGUUGUCGCCUACUGCAUGGCACGCAAACUGAGCCAUCAAAGGGUCACAUAUGUGCUCCCUCCGGCUGAUGCACCUGGUGGUCAUCGGCUGGGUAUCAACAGCUUAGCGAUAGACCCGGAGAGAUCGACUCUCUACUCGGCUGGUCGCGACGGAGUUAUAUGCUCGUGGGACCUCGACCUUCCCUCGCUUCCCUCAUCCUCAGCCUCGAAACCCGGUCCGACCAAGUUUCGUAAUCAGGUUCAGGCGCACACGCACUGGAUCAACGACAUUGUCCUGACGCAGAACAAUUCUGCCCUAGUUAGUGCUUCGUCGGACACCACGGUUAGGCUAUGGCGGCCUCACUCCGAGACUACGGACGUUCCGGAGCCCAUCGGUAAACACACCGACUACGUCAAGUCGCUUGCGAGCCCAGGAUCCCAGUCAACAUGGGUUGCGUCGGGCGGCUUGGAUCACAAAGUUAAUUUGUGGGACCUCAAUGGCAAAGGAGAAAUCCUUAGCAUAGGUGCCGCUGGUACGGAUGAGGGUGCGAAAGGUUCAGUUUACGCUUUGGGUGCUGUCUCUUCCGUCGUGGCUAGCGGUGGACCCGAAAAGCUGGUGAGGGUGUGGGAUCCCAAGUCCGGAAAGCUGAUUACGAAGUUCGUUGGACAUACGGACAAUAUUCGAGAUAUUCUAAUCAACAGUGACGGCGAUACGAUUAUGUCGGCGUCUUCGGACCAAACUGUCAAGAUCUGGUCUCUGACGGCAGGUCGAUGCAUGCAUACGCUGACUAUGCACAACGACAGCGUCUGGUCACUUUAUUCGAACCAUCCCAACCUUUCCGUCUUUUACUCCAGCGACCGAUCUGGUCUGGUUGCCAAAACUGAUACGAGGAAUGCUUCCGAUAUUGAACAGGGUAUGUGUGUAGCUGCAGUACAGGAGCAUGAGGGGGUGGUCAAGGUCGUAGCAGCUGGCGAUCACAUCUGGACUGCCACACCAACGUCCAGCAUCAAUCGCUGGAGUGACAUCGAUACAACUGCGGAUAUUGACGCCCCCAAAGUGCUUGCCGAUCCUCCAAACUCGAACGCAAAAGGGUCAGACAAGUCGCCGCCCAAGGAAAAGCCAACAACGAUACCCUAUGAGUCACUUUUGCUUCUUUCCAACACGUCCAUACUGCCAAGUUCACGGAUACCCCAAGCAUCCAACCCGGCUGCAAAUGGUCAACCAUCCUCACCACGACCGGACAUUGAGGAGGAACUAGGUAUCACAGUUCCUGUUUUCUCUCUGCCUGAAGAGACGGUAGAGGGUCAGCAUGGCUUAAUCAAGUACUGUCUGUUGAAUGACCGGAAACGCACAUUAACACAAGACUCUGCCGGCGAAGUGAUUUUAUGGGAUCUACUUAGGUGUGUGCCUAUCAAGUCAUUCGGCAAACGUCAUAUGGAUGAUGUGGAAUUGGAAGUCAACACCACCGAGAGUGUCGCACACUGGUGCACGAUUGAUAUCCGAACGGGGAGGCUGUCUGUAAUACUCGAGCCGGGAAGGUGUUUUGACGCGGAAAUAUACGCGGAUGAGGCUCAGCUAGCCGACUAUUCCCAAAUACGAGAAGAUCAGAGAUUGAACCUGGGAAAGUGGGUCCUACGUUGGCUCUUUGCUUCGUUGGUGGAUGAACAGGUCAAGCGUGAUGCCGAAUACCGUAUCGAAGCGAAAGCUAAAGCGGAGGAAGUUGCCAAGUCACAUAGUCAGACCGCGCCAGUGGAUAUCCCCGGCAAGUUAAGCGUACCGAUACCGUCAGAUCCAUCUUCGGCUCCUGGACGCUCAGGCUAUGAUUCAUUCGGCAGUCCUACAACACCUGGUUUUGGAAUAGGUUUUGCCACAAGCCCCGGUUCGUUGACGGCAUCGGUUUUAAACCACGGGCAUAACAAUCACAAUAACAUGGGGACGUCCCCAGGAGAGUCUUCUGAUUAUUUAAUGUCACAUCAAAGUGCCGAUGUGGCGAGAAGCUCCAUGUCGGAUAGGUCGAGCGACUACUUUUCGCCUCCCAAAACUCAAACAACAUCCGGAGAGCCCGACAAGUCCCUACCCACAUCAGGAGGAGAACAGACACCAACUGCUACUUCCGCCAGUGAGCCGGAUAAGGAGGAACGCAAGAAGAGCAGCUCGCGCUUUGGAAAGAAGUUCCGGAUGGACUUCCCCAAGAAGUUGGGACGGACUUCGACUGAAGUUAAGCCUCAAAUACAAGAAGAAAAAGUGGAGGAACCUGAGAUGACAUCGGUAAAGGAAGAGAAGGUUUUCGAAAACAACCUCAGCGGCUUUAUUGAGCGAGUACAUCACGAUUAUGAGGAAUAUAUCUCCGGCAACCCAAACCAGGACCUGGUGUCGGCGUUUGCUCCUAGUGACGAGAGCGAGACACCUCUGCUGGAGAUACCAAAUCGCACUGUGGUCUUUAUCCAAGAAGAAUCUGGUGAUUCGGUUGUGGCCACUGAUAUCUACAGAGGCACUGUUGAGAAUAUCAGCCAGGACAGAGAGAAACUUGAGAAAACCAUGCCGCUGUGGCUGGCUGAUUUGCUACUCAGGAACCAAAUGCCCUUCAAGGAGCCCGUCAAAGUUGCAUUUACGCUGAAACCAUACGACGACUCCCUACCGCCGGUCGUCAAACCAGACCCACCUAGCUUCAAUGGCAAUACAAACAAUUCCCGCCUGAACGCCAACCGAAUGCUUCGGGCUAAGAAAAUACUAGCAUACGUAUCGGAGCGCAUUGAAGAACCGACCAACGACCCGGUACAAGAUGCAAUGAAACCCGAGGAGUACCUUGAGCUGUACUGUCAAAAUAUUCUCAUAACCCCCAACAUGACCCUUGCUACUAUAAGAGCGCUCCAUUGGCGCAACAGCACUGAUAUGGUUCUCCAUUACAAGGCUACCGACAAAAAGGCGAUUCGACUGAUAGGGUCUGACAAAGGCAACAAUUCCAAGGAAAAUCCAGGAAUUGAGGAGCCCCAAUCCAACCAACAACCUCAGUCUGAGUCAGGUGGUGUCGGAACUGCCCAUGUCGAGGAUACCGGAGCUUCACCGGGCAGCACGGCAUCAGGCUCUGCCUCUGUAAACAACAGUUGA
Aspergillus versicolor CBS 583.65 is the source of this 6555-nucleotide messenger RNA. RefSeq lists its product as uncharacterized. Gene Ontology annotation, biological process: double-strand break repair via homologous recombination; protein phosphorylation; protein deubiquitination. The record is from RefSeq and is a predicted model, not a curated record. Gene Ontology annotation, molecular function: ubiquitin binding; protein kinase activity; ATP binding. NCBI's taxonomy places the organism in Eukaryota, Fungi, Ascomycota, Eurotiomycetes, Eurotiales, Aspergillaceae. Bases 1 to 6555 code for a protein of 2184 amino acids. The transcript is spliced from 16 exons.